This is a messenger RNA of Mucor velutinosus, 258 nucleotides long. RefSeq lists its product as uncharacterized. The record is from RefSeq and is a predicted model, not a curated record. The transcript has a single exon. Lineage: Eukaryota; Fungi; Mucoromycota; Mucoromycetes; Mucorales; Mucoraceae. The coding region runs from base 1 to 258 and encodes 85 amino acids.
AUGAAACUCUCUAUUCUUAUCGCUGGUCUCUUCUCUGCUGUCGCUGUCAAGGCUACCAUCUACGAAAUCAACUUUGCCAGCCAUAGCGAUGCUGUUGCAUGUCAAACCAAGGAUAUUCUCUAUAUCAACAAGGUCUCUGAUAGCCACAAAAUCUUUGGUCGCAAGCUCAUCUUGAUUGAUUCCGAUGUCUGUGAUCCUGUUAUUCUCGAGCAAUUUGAUGCUGUUUGCCCUACUCUUGUAUCCAGAAGCUGUUUCUAA